AUGACUGUCACGUCUAUCUCCCUUCACACUAGAGUUAAGGGAAAGUGCCGCUCAUUCAUGCCUUCCCAAGGGGUGCCAGCGAGAGUGCCAGUCUUGGACACUGAAAGACACGGAGAACAAGUGCGGAAGACUCAGUUCGGUUCUGGUAACACUGCAAGUUCUCUAAAGAAGAUAAUGCCACGCACUUACUCCCACGCUCCUGAAACUCAUGUGCCUUUGCCUCGUCCUCUUCCUCCCAAGGGCGCUGGGGGCUUCCUCUGCUCGGCUCGCUGCCUCUCUCCCGGAAGUCUCUCGAGGGGCACCUCCUGGACCUCAGGCGCCGCCACGGGGACGAAGGAGAUUGUGGUGUUGAAGGAGAUUGUGGUGAAUGGGGUGUGCUCCACGGGGAUGCAGCCCCAUUGCAAUUAUGCAUGCAAACGGACGCAGACGGUGGUGUUCCUGCAUGACUACCACAUGGCCAAGGAAGCCUUCACUCGCCCUGAGUUCCUGAACCGGCCUGACUGGAGCAUCUUUAAGCUUAUGGUGUCGGAUAAUAAUGCAGGUGUCGUGGGCAGCAACGGAGCCACAUGGCACGCCAACCGACGCUUUACCCUGAGGCAGCUGCGUGACCUGGGCAUGGGCAAGUCACGCAUGGUGUCUGUGGUGCAGCGGGAGGCACAGUGCCUGGUCGAGGAGCUGGGCAAGCAGGCCGGCAGAGCAGCGCCAGUGCCACACGCGCUCACCGUCUGUGUUUUAAAUGUCCUGUGGCAGCUGGUGGCGAGCAAAAGAUUCAGCGUGGACGACCCCGUUAUUCUGGACCUCGAAAUGAUCAUCGAUGACACCCUGGCGAACAUGGCACGUCUCACAGUGCCAGAUUUCCUGCCGUGGCUCUCCUGUGCCUUCCCGCUGGCACUGCAGAAGCGGCUCUUCUCCCUCGAUAUAUUGGAUGUUAUGAAGGAGAAGUUCUCGAGGUUCUGUCAGGACCUCAUCGAGGAACACAAGCAAGCACUGGACCCAAGCAACCCCAGGGACCUGAUUGACGCUUAUGUCAUUGAUCUGCAGGAAAGAGGAAGCGAAGAUGAGGCCGAAAGCAUCAAGGAUCUGUCUAAACUUGUCUUCGACAUGUUUACGGCAGGCAGUGAGACCACAACAAACACUCUCACGUGGAUGCUGUAUUACUUAGCUGCUUUCCCGGAUGUGCAGAGGAAGAUGCAGCAGGAAGUAGACAGGGUUUUGUCGAAGGAUGCUUUACCUACUCUCGACGAUAGGCCUAGCUUGCCCUACACGGAGGCUGUGAUCCACGAGGUCCACCGUUUCGCCUCCGUCACCUCGAUGGGUGUCCAGCACUGCGCCUCGAAGGACACUCUGCUUGCCGGGUUCCUUAUUCCGAAGGACGCGGUGGUGAUGUCGGUGGUCGGGAGUAUGCACAGAGACCCCCGCUACUGGCAAGACCCCGACCGCUUCCACCCCGAACGCUGGCUCGACCGACAGGGGAAGUUCUGCGCUAAACAAGAAGGCUUCUUACCCUUUGGCGUUGGGAAGAGACGCUGCGUGGCGGAGUCCUUAGUGAAGAUGGAACUCCUCAUCUUCGCCGCCGUCUUGGUUCAAAAACUGGACUUCUCGCCUCCUCCGGGAAAGCUCAUGGACCUGCGGCAUGACACGAGGAAUCCCCUGUGUCACCUGGCCAAGGCGCAGGAUAUUUGGGUGAAGUUUAGGAGCUAGGAUGGACGUGUGUGGAGGCGGAGGGCAAGGGUACGUGUGCCGUCUGAGGGCCAUGUGUUUUCAAGAAGGAUU
Penaeus chinensis is the source of this 1773-nucleotide messenger RNA. Its product is annotated as cytochrome P450 2L1-like. Lineage: Eukaryota; Metazoa; Arthropoda; Malacostraca; Decapoda; Penaeidae. Gene Ontology annotation, cellular component: cytoplasm; intracellular membrane-bounded organelle. The coding region runs from base 1 to 1701 and encodes 566 amino acids. The record is from RefSeq and is a predicted model, not a curated record. Gene Ontology annotation, biological process: xenobiotic metabolic process. The transcript is spliced from 10 exons. Gene Ontology annotation, molecular function: heme binding; iron ion binding; oxidoreductase activity, acting on paired donors, with incorporation or reduction of molecular oxygen, reduced flavin or flavoprotein as one donor, and incorporation of one atom of oxygen.